CAUCGGGUGACUCCGGCCACAGUUCACUGCCCGCGGCAGCCGGCAAAGUUCAGCUGCAGUCCCUGAGGCGCCUCAGGUUCCCUUCCGAGCGGUAGGGCAGGCUCCAUGGAGAAGCCCCGGGGCGGCAGGUGCAGCAAUAGGUUCUCGGAGCGGGAGCCGCCGCGGCCGGCUGAGAAGUCGCCACGGCCCGAGGCCAAGAGCGCCCAGCCCGCGGACGGCUGGAAGGGCGAGCGGCCUCGCAGUGAGGAGGAUAACGAGCUGAACCUCCCCAACCUGGCGGCCGCCUACUCGUCCAUCCUGAGCUUGCUAGGCGAGGACCCCCAGCGGCAGGGGCUGCUCAAGACGCCCUGGAGGGCGGCCACGGCCAUGCAGUUCUUCACCAAGGGCUACCAGGAGACCAUCUCAGAUGUUCUCAAUGAUGCUAUAUUUGAUGAAGAUCAUGAUGAGAUGGUGAUUGUGAAAGACAUAGAUAUGUUUUCCAUGUGUGAACAUCAUCUGGUUCCAUUUGUUGGAAAGGUCCAUAUUGGUUAUCUUCCUAACAAGCAAGUCCUUGGCCUCAGCAAACUUGCAAGGAUUGUAGAAAUCUAUAGUAGAAGACUACAAGUUCAAGAGCGCCUUACAAAACAAAUUGCUGUAGCCAUCACAGAAGCCUUGCAACCUGCUGGAGUUGGGGUAGUGGUUGAAGCAACACACAUGUGUAUGGUAAUGCGAGGGGUUCAAAAAACGAACAGCAAAACUGUGACAAGCACGAUGUUGGGUGUGUUCCGGGAAGAUCCAAAGACUCGGGAAGAGUUUCUAACUCUCAUUAGGAGCUGAACUUCAGUGUGUGCAGUGUAGCCUGCGUGUCGUACUGCUAGUGGCAUUGUUUGUCUGGUCUUAAUUGUUUGUACCUUCCAUUUUCAAUUGUUACAGAUGUGAACUUUAUUCCUUGUCAUUGAUUAUAUUUAAAAAUUAUUUAUAGAAAGUCAAAUAAAAAUAAAGGGGUGAGCCCUCUCCUUUCUUCUUGCCACCUUUUAGUGGCAACACUAAAGUGAACUGCCAGUAGUUUAAUAUGUAAUAUGCAUAAAACCACUGUCACUCAGAUAAUGUGAGGGUGCUGGGAAGGGAGAAAAAAUACAUGUGUUUUGUUGAAAUAGUGUGGUAAUUUGACUCAUAAACAUAGGAGCAUUGGGUAUGGGAGAGAACUGUGGCCAAUACACUGUUUUUUUUCUUCCCCUAACAAAAAUGGUGUAGUGCCAAAGUGCUAAAAUAAUGUAUGUACAGUGUGCAGCAUUGCUCUGUGAAUUCAGAGUCCAACAGGCUCCACUUUGAUCAUGUUUAUUAAACUACCAGUGGCACUUAUUUUUUGAAUAUCCAGUUGUAACAUUAGUCAUCAAGGGAAGGUAGUGAAAUAUCUAAGUUUUCAAUUUUACUGUGAGUUAAAAAGGCACAUUUCUACCUUCUAUUCUUUUUUAAUUCAAGUACAGGGAAUUAGUUCCUGGAGUUGUUUACGAGUGUAUUCUCAUGUCAACAUACAGGGAUUUAGAUAUUAAACUCUCUGUGCCUUGAUGAGAAUAUCACACCAUUUAGAAUAUAGACACUUUUGCCUUUUUUUAAAAGCCAUUAUUUUAUAAGACGUAGUACUGACACUGCAAAUACCUAGUCAUCACAGUUUCAUGACUUUAGAAGUUUCUAGGGAGCUUACUUUGUGUGUUCCAUGUAGAUUCCUCAAAAUAUUUGUAUUAGUCCGUUUUUCUUGGUUAUAA
Molecule: messenger RNA, 1745 nt
Organism: Galeopterus variegatus (Sunda flying lemur)
Lineage: Eukaryota; Metazoa; Chordata; Mammalia; Dermoptera; Cynocephalidae
Gene: GCH1
Product: GTP cyclohydrolase 1
Exons: 6
Coding region: 106-816 (236 amino acids)
Biological process (GO): tetrahydrobiopterin biosynthetic process; tetrahydrofolate biosynthetic process
Cellular component (GO): cytoplasm
Molecular function (GO): GTP cyclohydrolase I activity; GTP binding; zinc ion binding
Source: RefSeq, a predicted model, not a curated record